Histoplasma capsulatum G186AR is the source of this 1534-nucleotide messenger RNA. RefSeq lists its product as uncharacterized. The record is from RefSeq and is a predicted model, not a curated record. Gene Ontology annotation, biological process: nucleocytoplasmic transport. The coding region runs from base 1 to 1500 and encodes 499 amino acids. Lineage: Eukaryota; Fungi; Ascomycota; Eurotiomycetes; Onygenales; Ajellomycetaceae. The transcript is spliced from 3 exons. Gene Ontology annotation, cellular component: nuclear pore. Gene Ontology annotation, molecular function: structural constituent of nuclear pore.
AUGUUCUCAGCGCGAACUUCUGCACCCUCCCUGGGAGGAUUGACUGUCAAUACAUCUUCUGCGAACUCCUUGUUUGGAGCAAAUACUGCAUCGACCGCACCUGCGAACACAAACGCCCCAGGCGGAUCAUCGUCUGGCGGUAAUUUGUUUGGCGCUGUAUCCACCACCCAACAGCAGCAACCACAGUCAGGAAGCCUCUUUUCUACCCUAGGUACGCAGAACCAACAGCAACAGAAACCGGCCGGAGGAAACCUAUUUGGAGGACCCGUUCAGCAGACACAGCCGGGUUCUGCAAGCCUCUUUGGAAGCACGCAACCGAAAAGUGGAGGCUCGCUUUUUGGGGCUGCCACCCAGCAGGAACAACCACGAGCACAACCUCAAUCAGGCGGGCUUUUCGGCGCUCCACAGCAAAGGCCCGCUGGGAUCUCCCUCUUUAGUGGGGCUACACCUAUUUCCCAACCUACUACUUCCCAACCACAAUCCAGCGGAUCUCUGUUCGGCGGGCUUAGCCAAUCUACGGCCACCACCUCGACGACGACAGGAGGUUUAUUUGGUGCGGCUCAGCCCCAACAGCAACAGCAACAACAACAGCAGACACAACCAACGCCAUCGCUCUCGCUAUUCGGAAACCGAGUUACGACAACGCAAGGAGAACAAACGCCAGCGGGUUCAACAGUGCGGGGCGUCAAAAUUGACGUUUCGAACCUCGUCCCGACAACUAAAUUCGAAAACUGCACUGAUGAUCUUAAAAAAGAAAUCGAAGCCAUUGACACCUUCAUCCUCAACCAAAUCCGCAUGUGCAACGAAGUUGCUGACGUCCUCCCCGCUAUCUCGUCACAAGGUGCCCUCGUACCUAAUGAUGUCGAGUUCGUCCAGGGAAAACUAGAUACCCUCCAAGAAGCCCUUGAAAACGACGCCAAUGGCAUUGAAAGUGCUCGUGUCCUUGUAACACGGGAUGCAUUGGAGGCUAAGCUCGUCUUCCGUGCUCUCGACAGCCUUCUCCUGCCCCUCCAAUACCAACCUACAACAGCAGACAUUUGGUUUCCACCAGAUCAACAGCCCAAAUCUCUACCAAGCCGCUCUCGACGUCCUGGCCUCCGUUCGCGUCGCCUACUCGCUCUCCCUGAGGAUGCGGAGGAUGACUCCCGUCUCGGCGCCACAGGCAGCCCGACAAAUCUGGUCGAUUACUUCUCCCAGCGCACAAACGAUAUGAACAGUGUCGUUCAGAAAUAUAGAGAGAAUCUGAAAGAGAUUGAAUCUCAUCUUCGUGGCGUUGAGGCGUCACUUGUGCAGAGGAUCCAUGACUUAUCUUCGGGGAGCAAGGAUGGUGGAGCUCCGUCCCUUGUGUCCACGUCCAGAGCGAAUGAGCUUGCUGCAACGCUGGGGGAUGUGGAGACGGCCAUCCUUGGAGUUGCCGGGCGAGUUGGGGGUGUUCUAGAAGAGGUUCAGGAGCUUGUUUUGGGACCCUUGAGUAUGCGUGGUAAUGGGAUAGCAAAUUGAGGGCGAACUGAUAAAAAUGGAAUAAAUUAAUUAU